UCGCGCGGAGCCGACCUGAGCCACGCCGAGGGCGCCGAGCGCGGCGACCGCCCCCGAGCACCCAUGCUGCUGACGCUGGCCUGGGGCUCGCUCUUCUUCCCCGGGCUCUUCGCGCUCUGCACCUGGGGGCUGCGCCGCGCGCGCCCCGCAUGGAGCGACAGCGACUGCGUGAUGAUCAGCACCAGGCUGGUUUCUUCGGUGCAGGCUGUGUUGGCCACCGGGUCAGGGAUCGUCAUCAUCCGCUCCUGCAGCGACGUGAUCACGGACAGGCACUGGCUUGCCCGAGAGUAUGUCUGGUUCUUGAUUCCGUACAUGAUCUAUGACUCCUACGCCAUGUACCUCUGUGAGUGGUACCGAACCAGAGACCAGAACCACAGACACUCCCUCACCACUUUUCGAAACUUCCUAAGUAAAAAUCGCCUCAUGGUUGCGCACCACGCAGUCAUCCUGUUUGUCCUUGUGCCAGUUGCACAGAGGCUUAGGGGAGACCUUGGGGACUUCUUUGUUGGCUGCAUCUUCAUGGCAGAACUGAGCACUCCGUUUGUGUCACUGGGCAGAGUCCUGAUUCAGCUAAAGCAGCAGCACACCCUUCUGUACAAAGUGAAUGGAAUCCUCACGCUGACCACCUUCCUUUCCUGUCGGAUCCUCCUCUUCCCUUUCAUGUACUGGUCUUAUGGCCAACAGCAGGGACUCAGCCCACUCCGAGUGCCAUUCAGCAUCCCUUUCUACUGCAAUGUGGCCAAUGCCUUCCUCAUCGCUCCCCAGAUCUACUGGUUCUCUCUGCUGUGCAAGAAAGCAACCCGGCUCUUUGACACCGCCCCAGCCAAAAAGGAUGGCUAAUUGCUCCCGGAAGUCAGGCAGUGAGGGUACCUCCUCACACCAGCUGCCUCCUCCACUCAGUAUUCCACGGACCAAAUUGUGCCCUGGGUGGCCUCAGCCUUUUGAGUAUUGAAUGAUAAGCAGAUAGAUGGGUUUGUUUUUCUAAAGAACAUUCAUAUUACUUCCCUCUUCUAACCUGCCCCUUUUGCAAAAGCACUUUUUUCUAAGUAACAACAAUUGGAUCCUAUCAGACCUCCAUUGGCAGCAAGGUGGUUUUAAUGCAAGCCCAAGGAUCUUUCCUUGGGUCCCACCUCAAGGGUUCUGGGAGGUAGAAGCAUGGGGUGUGGAGACAGGUGGACUAGGGUGAUAAGUGUCUGGGUACCCACCUGGCCCUAAAUAUUUGGUGGCUACCCACCUUUCCAACCACUCAGGGCAGUAUCUACGCUUACUAGGCCAGCAGCAAGUGAUGACUUGGUUCUUGAUAAGUUCUCUCCUCGUGAUGUUGGCCCAGGAAAAUCAUUGUAGGUAGGUAGUUUUUUACUGUGUACUAGAUAACCCAUUGGUCCCAUGCCUUAUCCUGCCAUCCAGGUGCCAACAUUGAACUCCUAUGUCCACUGACUUCCAUUCACAAGUCUCACUGGCACGGGGGUAAGAGGCAGGGAAGGGGACCUGAAGCACAUGAGUAGGUGGGGAGGCUGAUAGCUCAGCGCCAUUGUAGGCUGACUUGGGAAGACCAGCAUCAAACUUGUGAGCUUGUUGUAAAGCCACAAAAACUAUUCCUUUCUUAGCAUGUCCCCUCAAACCCAGCUUUCACCAUAUCCAGACACACAGGAUGCUGUUAAAAACUGUAGGGGUAAAGUGACAUGGUGCCUAUCAAGCUCUUUCCUGGGUAACCCCACUCUUUGACAUUGUCCGUUUCAUAGGACAUGGAAACGGGCUUCUGUAUUCCAAACUGUGAGAGGUCUCAUCCACACUGCCUCCCAAUAAGCCAGAGCUUGUGUUCCAAAGCCUGUUCUUAAAGGAACAUACUGCCACUUUGCCACAGAAGGCUGGAGAGUAAGAGUGCGAGAGAGCCCUGGCCAAAAUACAUCCUGUGGACUGACUCACCUACCAUUUGCAAACAGGAUCCUCUGGUGCCAAUACUAAUUAUUCCUCAUCUAGGAUGGGUUUUAGAAACUGCUACCAAGAAGGUUUUUUUUUUUUUUUUUUUUUUUUUAAAGUGGUAGUAAAGAUCUAAAUGUUUUAAAGUGCCUUUUAAUUCACUGUUUUCCGUGAACUUUUAAAGUACUGAAUGUGUGUCUCAAAUUCUAUUUCAGUCUUUAAUAGGUGCCAUUUAAAAAAUGUCAAAUGCUGUAAUUUUUUUUACCAUUUUUGUUUACUGUCAUAUCUUUAUAAAUCACCCCUGUGGUGAUUAAAUUGCACUAAUGUUUCCUAA
Molecule: messenger RNA, 2254 nt
Organism: Canis lupus familiaris (dog)
Lineage: Eukaryota; Metazoa; Chordata; Mammalia; Carnivora; Canidae
Gene: TLCD3A
Product: TLC domain containing 3A
Exons: 5
Coding region: 64-840 (258 amino acids)
Biological process (GO): lipid homeostasis
Cellular component (GO): membrane; endoplasmic reticulum
Source: RefSeq, a predicted model, not a curated record